AUGGAAGUCCAAGAUGAGGAGCUGGCUCGACAAUUGGUGGAACUGGGAUACAGGGGAAGUGGAGAGGUGCUGAAAAGAGAAGAGUUUGAAAUGAGGAAAGCAGCUGCUGAAGCCGCGAGGAUUGCUAAGAAAAGCCAGAAAAAGAUACUGGCAAGUGCAGGAAAAGACCUGAAAGAUAAUUUCCUGAUAGCACUGGCAGAGCGUGAAGAAGCCAACCGCAGCGGGAGAAUGGCUUCUAUAAUUUUCAUCCGAGACUACAAUUCUCAUGGACAAGAGAUUUCUGGGUAUAUUGAUUACUGUCAUAGGCUGAAGAUAGAACAGUUUGAAGGGUAUUUCAGUGGAAAGAAGAAACUAUUACCACGGUCAACAGAUCUAAGCUUCUACAAUUGGGACACACAGAGCUGCACGUGCAAUUCCAGUCCAUUUUACCAGGUAGCCACAGAUAAUGCCUCAGGACUCCUUUUCAAAAACAAAAGAGAUCGAAAAACAGUACACGUGGAUCCAAAGGUCUCUCCCGGGGAUAAUACCACACGAAACAUAAUUGAAACAGAUCUUUAUGUGCAAGUGGUCAUUUAUGAUCACACCACAAGAAGAAAGUCAUGAACAUCUUGGAUCAAUCACAGCGUGAUAUCACAUUACUUGUUCUUGUUAACAUUCAGAACAAUGGCUAAACAGUUGUAACAACUACAGUGAACAAAUAA
Messenger RNA from Chiloscyllium plagiosum (whitespotted bambooshark), 701 nucleotides. The record is from RefSeq and is a predicted model, not a curated record. NCBI's taxonomy places the organism in Eukaryota, Metazoa, Chordata, Chondrichthyes, Orectolobiformes, Hemiscylliidae.